This is a messenger RNA of Nothoprocta perdicaria, 1552 nucleotides long. It is a transcript of the gene PSMC5, whose product is annotated as proteasome 26S subunit, ATPase 5. Gene Ontology annotation, molecular function: ATP binding; proteasome-activating activity; ATP hydrolysis activity. NCBI's taxonomy places the organism in Eukaryota, Metazoa, Chordata, Aves, Tinamiformes, Tinamidae. The transcript is spliced from 12 exons. The coding region runs from base 59 to 1294 and encodes 411 amino acids. The record is from RefSeq and is a predicted model, not a curated record. Gene Ontology annotation, biological process: proteasome-mediated ubiquitin-dependent protein catabolic process. Gene Ontology annotation, cellular component: proteasome regulatory particle, base subcomplex.
GCGGAAGGGACGCCGCGGCCAUCUUUAGUGCAGGCAGCGUCGGCGGCGCCGGUGCCCGAUGCCGGCGGAGAAGAUGGCGGUGGACGGGCCCGAGCAGAUGGAGAUGGACGAGGGCAAGGGCGGCUCGGGGCUGCGGCAGUACUACCUGUCCAAGAUCGAGGAGCUGCAGCUCAUCGUGAACGAGAAGAGCCAGAACCUGCGGCGCCUGCAAGCUCAGAGGAAUGAGCUGAACGCCAAAGUGCGCCUGCUGCGGGAGGAGCUGCAGCUGCUGCAGGAGCAGGGCUCCUACGUGGGCGAGGUGGUGAGAGCCAUGGACAAGAAGAAAGUCCUCGUCAAGGUGCACCCAGAAGGGAAGUUUGUGGUGGAUGUUGACAAGAACAUCGACAUUAAUGACGUGACGCCUAACUGCCGCGUGGCCCUGCGCAACGACAGCUACACCCUGCACAAGAUCCUGCCCAACAAAGUGGACCCUCUUGUGUCCCUCAUGAUGGUGGAGAAGGUGCCCGAUUCCACUUACGAGAUGAUCGGAGGGUUGGACAAGCAGAUAAAGGAGAUCAAGGAAGUGAUCGAGCUGCCCGUCAAACACCCYGAGCUCUUUGAGGCCCUGGGAAUUGCCCAGCCCAAGGGCGUGCUGCUCUACGGCCCCCCCGGUACAGGCAAGACCCUGCUGGCCAGGGCUGUGGCCCAUCACACCGACUGCACCUUCAUCCGCGUGUCGGGCUCCGAGCUGGUGCAGAAGUUYAUUGGCGAAGGUGCCCGCAUGGUGCGGGAGCUYUUCGUGAUGGCGCGGGAACACGCGCCCUCCAUCAUCUUCAUGGACGAGAUCGACUCCAUCGGCUCGUCCCGCUUGGAGGGCGGCUCCGGCGGGGACAGCGAGGUGCAGCGCACCAUGCUGGAGCUCCUCAACCAGCUCGACGGCUUCGAAGCCACCAAGAAUAUCAAGGUGAUCAUGGCCACAAACAGGAUCGAUAUCCUGGACUCGGCUCUGCUGCGCCCAGGCCGCAUCGACAGGAAGAUYGAGUUCCCCCCUCCCAACGAGGAGGCCCGCUUGGACAUCCUCAAGAUCCACUCUCGGAAGAUGAACCUGACCCGAGGCAUCAACUUGCGCAAGAUCGCGGAGCUGAUGCCGGGGGCGUCGGGGGCGGAGGUGAAGGGGGUGUGCACGGAGGCCGGCAUGUACGCGCUGAGGGAGAGGCGGGUGCAUGUGACGCAGGAAGACUUYGAAAUGGCUGUUGCCAAGGUGAUGCAGAAGGACAGCGAGAAGAACAUGUCCAUCAAGAAGUUGUGGAAGUAACRGCAAGGCUGGGGCCGCCCCUCCCUUCCUGUUGGCUAAUAAAGUGCUGCUGCAGCCAGGUCUGGGUGCUGAUUUGGGGCCAAGGUGGGAGGAAGGAGGAGAUUGAGGCAGCUCCACCCCAAGAGAGACCCCUUGCAGACACAACAAGCACCUGCUGCUAACUGUUUUUAUUAGAAAAUAUCCAAAAUAGACAAAACGGUUACACAAGAGGCAGAGCAGAACCCCUGAGCCGUCCAGCCUGGGACUGUAAAUGCCCCC